Suillus clintonianus is the source of this 581-nucleotide messenger RNA. RefSeq lists its product as uncharacterized. NCBI's taxonomy places the organism in Eukaryota, Fungi, Basidiomycota, Agaricomycetes, Boletales, Suillaceae. The coding region runs from base 134 to 490 and encodes 118 amino acids. The transcript has 3 exons. The record is from RefSeq and is a predicted model, not a curated record.
CCCAGGGCCAGUCAGACUUGCUCUGCUCCUGUAUAUUUUAUAGCACACAUUAUUUUAUAGCGUCUCGCAGGCCGAGAACACGCAUCAUUAUCCCUUCUUGAAGUUCAUCCUACAAACUGCAUUAACGAGCGUUAUGGUCUUCCUUGCGCGAAAUGUCGUCCGAGUCUUCCCGGUUAUCGUUUUGGCUAUCCUGAAAGCGCUGUCCAUAUCUGCCCGCCCAGUUUCAGAGGAUUCUUCGAAUUCUGCGAAUGCGCGAGGUUACUCUGAACAUGUCCCCCCGAUAGGCUCUGAUACAUUCAAUCCUGGAACACUCUCUCAUCCCGCCACAAUCGCGGUCGAUCCAUUCGAAGCAAUCUUGGAUGAAUCGGGGCUUGGGGCACUUGAUGGACAUGAUGAAGAAUCUAGUAAUACUGACGAGGGAGAAGGGCCACUAGAUGAAAUCGCCCACCUGAAGGUGAGAACCGAGAAGUCAGUAGCUUUCAAGGCGUAACUAGCCUCUCCUAGGCAGAUCGUAGACGAAUGAAGACAGUCGUUCCUUCCAUACUAUGGUAUACAUGAACAUCUUGUCCUCAUCCGUGCAG